AUGCAGUUGUUAGGGUGCGAUGUUGCCGCCCUGAAUACUGUCCAUUUCAGCAACCACACUGGCUACAGGCAGUUUAAAGGCACACGGUCAACAGCUCAAGAGAUUAGAGACCUAUAUGAGGGUCUCUGCCAGAGCCAUCUCACGGAUUUUGAUGUCAUGUUGUCGGGUUAUGCCCCCAGUGCUGCGGCAGUAGAGGCAAUAGGGGCUAUCGGCUUAGAUCUGCAGCGCAAGGCCGAGUCAAAUCCUGGCUCAUUCUUUUGGGGUAUGCGCAAUCCUAUCCUCGUCGAGCUGCCCGCUAACGGUGAACGGAGCACAGUCCUAGACCCUGUUAUGGGCGACCAGGGCCGGCUAUAUGUCAACGAUGAUGUAGUGCCCGAAUAUAAAAAGAUCAUCCACCACGCUGAUCUGAUUCUCCCCAACCAAUUCGAAGCCGAAGUCCUCUCCGGAAUCAAGAUCACCUCCCUCAGCACCCUCGCCGAGGCCAUCACUGCCAUCCACGCCACCUACUCCAUCCCCCAUGUCAUCAUCACCUCUGUCCGCAUCUCCCUGUUCUCGUCAUCCCCAGAAGCGACCACCGACAGCCUAACCGUUAUCGGCUCCACCAUCAAAUCCGACGGCUCCCCUCGGCUCUUCCGCGUUGACGUCCCCGCCCUCGACUGCUUCUUCAGCGGAACAGGCGACAUGUUCGCAGCCCUGACGGUCGCCCGGCUCCGCGAGGCUGUGUUCGCCGCCGACUCCACCCUCCGCUCGACUAAAUCGUGGGUUUCCCCGGAUGACGUCAAAGCCACUGAUCUACCGCUUGCCAAGGCCACCGUGAAGGUUCUGGCGAGCAUGCACAGUGUCUUGGAAAGGACCCUGGAAGCGCGCGAUGCGGAGCUCCGGGCCGCUGCGUCUGCGGAAGAGACUGAACCGGGCUUGAGUGAGGAGGAGAAGCAGAAGAGGGAGUACUUGCGGCGGACGAAAGCCGCCGAGGUGAGGGUUGUGCGAAACGGGCGGUUCCUGCGGGAGCCGGAUGUGGAGUUCCAGGCGCAGGAAUGGAAAAAGGAAGAUCUGCCUGAGGGGCUUCAAUAG
Molecule: messenger RNA, 1071 nt
Organism: Aspergillus fumigatus Af293
Lineage: Eukaryota; Fungi; Ascomycota; Eurotiomycetes; Eurotiales; Aspergillaceae
Product: putative pyridoxal kinase
Biological process (GO): pyridoxal 5'-phosphate salvage
Cellular component (GO): cytosol
Molecular function (GO): pyridoxal kinase activity
Source: RefSeq, a predicted model, not a curated record